This is a messenger RNA of Odobenus rosmarus divergens (Pacific walrus), 2046 nucleotides long. Its product is annotated as disintegrin and metalloproteinase domain-containing protein 5-like. Gene Ontology annotation, biological process: proteolysis; binding of sperm to zona pellucida; cell adhesion. The transcript has 14 exons. Bases 1 to 2046 code for a protein of 681 amino acids. Gene Ontology annotation, molecular function: metalloendopeptidase activity. Gene Ontology annotation, cellular component: plasma membrane. The record is from RefSeq and is a predicted model, not a curated record. NCBI's taxonomy places the organism in Eukaryota, Metazoa, Chordata, Mammalia, Carnivora, Odobenidae.
AUGUGGGUGGAACUAGAGACUAUUAGGCAAAGCAAAAUAAUCUGUCUCGAGCUCUCCCUGGUCGGCCUACCGGCGCAGGGCGCAGGUUACCGAGAUAAGCCACCUCCAGGGGCAGCAGGGGCAGCAGAGCGAGCGGAGAGCCCUCGGCUUUCCAGCGGCGCGGCCCGGCGCUUCCCUCUCCGGGUGCGCACCUGCGGCGCUCAGCGGUCCUGCGCGAGCUGCGCCUCCACCUUCCCGAACACUUCAACUGCUGUACAACGCCAACCCCGCUCCAAGACAGCGGAGCCAUGUUCCUUCUUCUGGUCCUUCUCACCCGGCUUGAAUUGCUGCACGCAGGCUCCGGUGAGUCCAGAUACUUGUUACCGCUUGCCAUCCAGGCUCGCGGGGGGAGGAGGGGACUGUGUUCGCUUAGGGGACUGUAUUCUUUCGACCAGGCCCCAGGCCCAGACCUUAUCCCAGCCCCGCGCUCUCCCUUACCCACUUUCUUAUUGCCGUUCGCUUCAGCGUCGGUGGCCAAAAAAGCAGAGGCAGCCUCCAGGCAGAAAAUCUUUUCACGUCUCUGGGCUGUUUGAUUACAUGGGCUCUGAUAUAAAGGCUGUAACACAGAAGGUUAUUCAGAUAAUUGGCUUUGUUAACACCUAUCCAGAGGGUUUAUCCUUGGAGUCAUACACUGUCAGUGUUGUGCAGUUGCUUGGCUUUAAUCUGGGAUUGAGUUAUGAUGAUCCUGAUACUUGCUAUUGUUCAGGAGAUGUUUGCACAAUGUCACCUAAAGCAGUGCAGUCUGGGGGUGUAAAGGAGUUUAGCACCUGUAGUUUGGAUGACUUUAAAUACUUAGCUUCACAUUCUGGCUUUGAAUGUCUUCAGAACAUCCUUCCUGAAAUGCCAGUUUAUAAACAAAGAGAGAGGAGGGUAUGUGGCAAUGGUAAAUUGGAAAAAGGUGAACAGUGUGAUUGUGGCCCUGCAGAGAAUUGUACACAUAAAGACUGCUGUGAUCCUAGAAUAUGUGUAAUGAAAAAGGGUAAACAAUGUGGUUCUGGAGAAUGCUGCACACUAGAUUGCAAGCUAAAGCCAAUCGGUAUACAGUGUAGGAAACCUUUGGACGAAUGCGAUUUCCCUGAAUAUUGCGAUGGGGUUUCCUCACACUGUGUGCCUGACACUUACGCACGUGAUGGACAAAGUUGUGAUUCAGGUGAUGCCUUCUGUUAUGGAGGACGAUGUCGGACACAUAGCAAACAGUGUAAAGAUUUGAUUGGAGGAGCUUCUAGAGGUGGUCCAUUUGCUUGUUAUGACGAAGUAAAUACAAGAGGAGAUAGAUAUGGAAACUGUGGUCGAGACUUUUGUAGUUAUCCUAAUCUUCUAUGCGGAAAAUUAGUUUGUGCCUGGCCACACAAAGCAUUAGUAUCACGUGCAAAUUUAUCUGUGAUUUACACACAUGUCCGAGAAGAAAUGUGUGUAAGUACAUUUCGAAACACAGAAAAGAAACCUAAAAAUACAUGGACAACAUAUGAAAAACCUGAAGAUAGAGAUGAUACAUUUGUACAAGAUGGCACUGUGUGUGGUCCUGCUAUGUAUUGCCUCAGAUUUAAGUGUGUAGAAGUUCAAUACCAGAUAACAAAUGAAGAGUGCAAUUCUACUUAUUGCAAUAGCCAUGGAGUUUGCAACAAUUUAAAUCACUGCCACUGUGAAAAGGGGUUUGACCCUCCUACAUGCGUGCAGAAGAAGGGAGAAUUUGGAAGUAUAGAUGAUGGGCACAAGGCUCCAUCUGGUAAAAGCUACUUGAGGGAACAAAAUACCACUCCUUCAAAACACCGAUUUCUACUCAUUUUCUACAUUUCUCUACCUGUGCUCAUCAUCACUGCCAUUGUUUUAAUAAAGCAGAAUAAAAUAAGAGAGCUGUGCUACAGAGAGGAAACUGAAAGUGAGAGAUCUGUGUCAGAAGAAAGCAGCAGUAACAGCAAGUUAUCCCCCACUGUAAGUCUCAACUUCCACCCUAUCCACUGCAACUUGAAUCCAGAAGAGGCUCUGAAUCAGGUGAAAGCAGCUUAA